AUGGCUACUGCUCAACCAGUAUACGAUUAUUCAACUUAUGAUUAUUCAUAUGACACAAGUUCAGCAGCUGCUUAUUCAUCUUAUCCAGGAUAUGAAUCAAGUGCACCAUAUGCAACAUCUGCUACAUAUGAUGGCUAUGCAACAUCAGCAGCAUAUCCUACGAGUGCUUCAACAGGUCAGCCUUAUACUACCGUUGAUCCAUAUUCUGGUUAUCCAACAACAGCUUAUGGUUAUCCAACCACAGCUACUACUGCUGGUGCUCCAUCAUCAACUACUAGUCAAACUGGAUAUGCAUCAUCGUAUAGUUCAUCUCCAUCAAAUAGUAGCUAUGCAUAUGAUUCAAGACGUACUACACCACCACCAUCAUCGUCAUCUUCUGCACCAUCAACUCAUUAUGCUGCUUAUGAUUAUACUUCAAAUAUUGCUGGUGCAUAUGCUGCAACACCUUCAUCAAAUGCUACUUAUUCUCCCUAUAAAACAGUUUCAACAACGAAUGGUUCAUCAUCAUCAAGUGUUUAUUCAACUUAUGCUACAUCAGCUCCACCACCACAUGGAGCUUACAAUAUUCCACCAGGUAGUCAUCUUGCAGGAGCAAUGGGACCUCCUCAUGUCUAUGCAACAGCAGCAACAGAUAUGAUUCCACGUCGAUCAGAUUAUUAUGCUGCAAGUCAAGUGCCUCAUGCAAUGCAUUAUGUUCAUCAUCAAUCUCAACGAAUACCAUAUCGGUAA
Rotaria sp. Silwood2 is the source of this 729-nucleotide messenger RNA. NCBI's taxonomy places the organism in Eukaryota, Metazoa, Rotifera, Eurotatoria, Philodinida, Philodinidae. The record is from the annotation of a GenBank genome assembly.